Messenger RNA from Lagopus leucura (white-tailed ptarmigan), 1600 nucleotides. RefSeq names its product MGAT4 family member C (gene MGAT4C). Lineage: Eukaryota; Metazoa; Chordata; Aves; Galliformes; Phasianidae. The record is from RefSeq and is a predicted model, not a curated record. The transcript is spliced from 5 exons. Gene Ontology annotation, biological process: protein N-linked glycosylation. Gene Ontology annotation, molecular function: acetylglucosaminyltransferase activity. Bases 1 to 1590 code for a protein of 529 amino acids.
AUGACAUCAAAAAUACUUGAUUAUGACCAAGGACAAGUUCAUAACAUAAACCUCAGUGAUUUUAAAGCCAAUGAUAUUAAAAGCAGCCAGCAUCCAUCCACUGCAGUUCAUCUAUAUGCAAAAAACUUGGUGACACUACCGUAUGCCUUUCUUCAUAUGAGACACAACUUGAAAUAUUUUGAUAAAAUGAGAUGCUUGCGGAAACGAUCAGCAGUGUCAUUCUUAGGCGUCCUUGUCAUUUGCUUGCUGUUCAUGAACUUGUACAUUGAAGAUGGUUAUGUUUUGGAAGGGGACAAGCAAUUAAUCAGAGAAACAGCCACGCAUCAGCUCAACCCAGAGCGCUAUGCUCACACGUACAAAGAUUUGUCUAAUUUCUCAGGAUCUAUAAACAUUUCCUAUCGCUACCUAGCUGGCACGCCUUUGCCAAGGAGAAGGUAUCUUACAAUUGGGCUAUCUUCUGUGAAACGGAAAAAAGGAAACUACUUGCUUGAGACCAUCAAGUCCAUAUUUGAACAGUCAAGUUAUGAGGAACUUAAAGAAAUCACAGUGGUAGUACAGCUGGCAGAUUUUGAUUCAACCUGGUGUGAAGGGAUGGUCCAGGAUAUUUCACAGAAAUUUGCACAUCACAUAAUUGCAGGCAGACUAAUAGUUAUUCACGUCCCUGAGGAGUAUUAUCCAGCACUAGAUGGUCUCAAGAGAAAUUACAAUGACCCAGAAGACCGUGUGAAGUUUCGAUCCAAACAAAAUGUUGAUUAUGCUUUCCUGCUUAACUUCUGUGCUAAUCUUUCUGACUAUUAUGUGAUGCUAGAAGAUGACGUUCGUUGUUCAAAGAACUUUUUGACCACUGUUAAGAAAGUAAUUACCUCAAGAGAAGGAUCCUACUGGGUAACUUUGGAAUUCUCCAAACUGGGGUAUAUUGGAAAGCUUUACCAUUCCCAUGACCUCCCACGCCUGGCCCAUUUUUUGUUGAUGUUUUACCAAGAAAUGCCUUGCGAUUGGUUGUUGAUCCACUUUCGUGGGCUGUUAGCUCAAAAGGAAGUGAUACGUUUUAAGCCAUCACUGUUCCAGCACAUGGGAUAUUAUUCAUCUUACAAAGGAGCUGAAAACAAACUAAAGGAUGAUGAUUUUGAAGAGGAAUCAUUUGAUAUCCCUGACAACCCACCUGCAAACUUGCACACCAACAUGAAUGUAUUUGAAAACUACGAAGCAAGCAAGGCUUACAGCAGCAUUGAUGAGUACUUCUGGGGCAAGCCUCCUUCUACGGGGGACUUUUAUGGGAUUGUAUUUGAAAAGCCUAUUAAAAUCAGUAAGAUUAAAGUUAUAACUGGAACUGAAGACCGGCAAAAUGACAUUUUGCAUCAUGGGGCCUUGGAAGUAGGAGAGAAGAUUGUAGGGAGUAAAAUAGGGAGAAAAUGUACUACGUACUUGAGACUAGGGGAAUUCAAAAAUGGGAAUUUUGAAAUGACAGAUGUAGAGCACAAAGUUCUGUUUGAUAUUAGCUGCAUGAGAAUUCUUGUUACCAAAAGUCAAAAAGAGUGGCUAAUCAUUAGGAGCAUUAGCAUCUGGACUUCUCAAACAUCAAGUCAAUAAAACGAAGCUA